Epinephelus fuscoguttatus (brown-marbled grouper) is the source of this 1087-nucleotide messenger RNA. Its product is annotated as transmembrane protein 69-like. Bases 166 to 909 code for a protein of 247 amino acids. The transcript has 3 exons. The record is from RefSeq and is a predicted model, not a curated record. Lineage: Eukaryota; Metazoa; Chordata; Actinopteri; Perciformes; Serranidae.
GACAGGCAUUUAAUCGAGCACCGAUAGAAUGGCAGCCUUUAAACGACCUUUAGUUUAGCUACUUAACGCUAACUUUAUCACUUCUAACUCCAUGCUAUUGUGCCUGCAGUAGCCGGGGCAAUCUAUUGGAUGACAGGCAAUUAAAGGGCAACAUUUAGAUUGAAAAUGAUUACAUUUGCAUCUGGAAGACACAUCAUUUCUGGGGUUCCAGUGUGGAGAUGUCUUCAGCAGAUACCCAGAGCACCAAACUACACAACAAAAGCUCAGCUGUUUCACUCUCACGCCUCCUCAGUGUUAAAGCCAUCCAGACUCACUCCCACCAACAGGUUGCUGAGCAUCAGGCCCGUGAGCUGGCCUGCUUCACGUCUCUGCCACAGGGAUUCACAAGGCACCUCAGAGAGAGGCGACAGCAAGGAGGGUUUCAGUUUGAAGGCCCUCACCCAGGCUCCCAAACCAGCUCUCUACCUCGGCUUCUCUGGGCUCCUCCCGUUCCUGUCCGCCCCUCUGCUGAUGGCUGCCACACAGUCCUUCUACCCUGAAGUGGCGUAUGCUCAAGUGGUCUACGGAGCGUCUAUAGUCUCCUUCCUCGGAGGUGCCCGCUGGGGGUUUGCCAUCCCUGCUGGUAGUCCCGCUCAGCCUGACUGGAUGAACUUGGGCAACAGUGUGAUGCCUUCACUCAUAGCCUGGCUGGCACUGCUCUGCAGGGACAACAUUGCAGAGGGAGCUCUGGUAGUCAUUAUGGGACUAGGUCUCUCUCUGCACUACGACCUGACUCUGCUGCCCGGCUACCCGCCCUGGUUCAAAGCCAUGAGAACUGUCCUCACUCUGGUCGCCACCUUCUCGCUGGUUGCUACCCUGGCAAUUAAAAAAUUCUGCACCGAGAAGAAGAUCAAAGAGAUUCAGAGCUGAUUUAUGAGGACAGUUUGUACUUUACUCCAUGUGGACUCAAUAAAAAUGUAAAAUUAUGUGCAGAUGUGCAGACAGUCUGUGUUUUAUACUGUACACAAAGAAUACUCAACUUGCUUUUCCUGGGGGCAACUUUUGCAAAAUGACAGGGGGCUAAUUAAUAAAUAAACAAUGAAAUUUA